This is a messenger RNA of Micropterus dolomieu (smallmouth bass), 1619 nucleotides long. Its product is annotated as probable endonuclease 4. NCBI's taxonomy places the organism in Eukaryota, Metazoa, Chordata, Actinopteri, Centrarchiformes, Centrarchidae. Gene Ontology annotation, biological process: base-excision repair. Bases 429 to 1415 code for a protein of 328 amino acids. Gene Ontology annotation, molecular function: phosphoric diester hydrolase activity; DNA-(apurinic or apyrimidinic site) endonuclease activity; DNA binding. The transcript has 9 exons. Gene Ontology annotation, cellular component: nucleus; mitochondrion. The record is from RefSeq and is a predicted model, not a curated record.
UUAAACCGAACUGUGCAUAUACUGGUUGACGUUAGGGUUAAUAGCCAACCACCUCAAUCCCUGCAUUUGGUAGUUUAUACAGGCGACAGCAGCUGCUUGUAAAAAUAUUUCGUCGAAGGCUAACAUUAAGGAGUGGUUUCUGUCCAUAACGCUAAGUUACUUAAAAUACGCAGGCACAGAACAGCGCGAACUUUAACAAGCUAACAUUAACGACAUCAACCUGCUGCCAACCAGCUAAGUUAGGUAACUGCUCUGUUCUGUGUACACAACUGUACUUACUAGCAAAUACAACGAGCCUUGAGCCACAUAUCUGCUAACGCUCAACCACUAGAACUGCUACAUCAAUGCUAAUGCUAGCGAACGUUAACUAGCUUUUUGAGGCAUUCGUCGAGGCUACAAGAACAGCGGCGCCUGAGCGGAUAGUCAACAUGGGUCCGAGAAAGAGAGGAGCAAAGAAAAGGAAAACCGAGGAGGCUUUUGGAGGAGAAAAGGAGGGUGAACACACUGAGGAGGAGGAGGCUGAAGGGAGAGGAGACAGGAGGAGAAAGGACCCUGCUAAUAAGAAAUACAUUGGAGCUCAUGUUGGCAUCCAAGGUGGGAUAUGGAAAGCAGUGGAGUCCUCCACAGAGAUGGGUGGCAGCAGUUUUGCCCUGUUUCUGGGCUCACAGCGGUCAUGGAAGAGGCCUGCACUGGACCAGACAGCUGCAGCCAAGUUUCGGGAGCAAUGUUUCCUACAAGAGUUCGACCCAGCUCACAUCCUGCCUCAUGGGUCCUACCUGAUGAACUGUGGAUCUCCUAAAGAGGACGUGUUUGAGAAGAGCCAGGCCCUGCUCGUGGAUGAGCUCAGCCGCUGCAGCCUCCUGGGCCUCAACCUUUACAACUUCCACCCAGGCUCCUCUCUAGGCUCCAUCACCACUGAGCAGUGUGUGGACAAGAUAGCAGGAUCCAUUAACCACGCUCACCAGCAAACACCUGCUGUGGUUACAGUUUUGGAGAACAUGAGUGGUCAGGGCAGUACGGUGGGCGGUAAAUUCUCAGAGCUGAAGAGCAUUAUAGACAAAGUGAGAGACCAGACCAGAGUAGGAGUGUGUCUGGAUACCUGCCACGCCUUCGCAGCAGGACAUGACCUGGCUGCAGAGGGAGGAGUGAAGGCCAUGCUUGAUGAGUUUGAUCAGGAAGUAGGGCUCCACUAUCUUAAAGCCAUCCAUCUCAAUGACUCCAAAGGUAAACUAGGCUGCAACCUUGAUCGCCAUGAAGACAUAGGUAAAGGUCACAUUGGAAUCUCUGCUUUCCGAGAUAUUGUCAAUGAGCCCAGACUGGACAACAUCCCUCUGAUACUGGAGACACCUGGACGGCCAGGAUUUGAGUAUGCUGAGCAGAUUGAACUCCUCUAUUCUCUCUGUGAGAAAAAGUAAAGAACCCUUACUGACGAAUUAGCACUUCUAAACUGAACCCUGCGAAACCACAGCUCACACGUCUGUUAAGUGUUUGUCAAGGACCAAAGUGGAUGAGUGAUUAAACACACUCAGAAUUUGUUUGGUUGUUAAUCACCGUGUGAACAGCUUCAGUGGGCUUUGUCUCUGAAUGAACAUGAGUUGAAUAAAUGUCUUUUUGUUUGA